GUUGAAAAAGGAAACAAGGUGCACAUCAAAUGUUGGAGACCUAAAUCUUGGCAGAAAAAAGCAUCAUGGUGGAUAUGCUACUGCUGGGUGUGUCUGUGUUCAUUCUCCAUGUUGCAUCGCUUGAAGAGACCAUUGUGUCCCUGUGGCCUGAAGGCUCAGAAAUCUACCUCAACGAAAGUGUCCUGCUGCAGUGCAGAGUAAAGACGAACUUCACCCACGGUUGGUCCUACCAGUGGAAUAGCAGCAAACCACACCAUGCUUCGGUCUCAAACCCCAGGCACGUGGUCUCUGAUGGCAAUUACACCAUCACUGCGGUAACGAUGGAGGACGCAGACAGGUAUUGCUGCAAAGCUCAGCAUAACGGGAGCGACACCCCCAUGGUGGGGUGUAUCACGCUCAAUGUGUCAGAGUGGAGUUCAGUCAACAUUAAAGUAAGCGAUGCAUGGAAAUGGAUUGUUGCAUCGUGCUGUGUUGUGUUUCUGUUCCUGGUUCCCCUAAUUUGGCUCAUUCAUCGCUACAGAUACCGGAUGUUUUGCACUCAAAGCUGCCGGCCGCUAUCUAAAGAGAACGUCCCAGCCGGACCACUUCCUGCGACCAAACAGGAUGUGACGGAGGUGCAGUGGGACCUGUCCUGGAUGGAGAUGUCUAAUCUGUUGGAUAAGCAGUUGUAUCCUGGCACAUAGAGGGUCACCUAGAGGUUAUGAACAACAAGUACAACCAGCCACAGUAUCCACCCUCUGAUGAAAAAGUGAAUUGCACAGAAGAAAUGCUCUGUUCUAGUCUACAUGUAAAGACCAGAGAUAGGCAUGCCCAUUAUCCGGCUUGUAACUGGGACAUCCACAGCAAGCACCAGAAAACACAAGUGGUUUUCUCUCAAGUGGAGCAGCUACUGAAGCAUCUGACAGUUAAAACAGGGAGGGGAGGUCUCCAGGCAUAAACCACACCCCAUAGAUGCUCCAAGCAGGAGUAACAAGACUUGACUUGAUUUAUAGGGUUCAGAUUUUGGAUUUAGCAUCAGGCUGGGUUGUCACAUUGUGAAAUUUCCUGACUUGUGGGGUCUUAGGAGUUAAAAAGAUUAAUACCAAACUAUUCAAACCUCUACCAGAUUUAGGAUCGAAUUAGUCUUUUAAUUUGGCCAAGCUGCUUUCUCAGGAAAGUGUAUUUUUUCCUGAGUUGUCAAGGUGUUCAAUGACACAUUGCUGGUGCUACUGGACCUGAGUGCAGCAUUUUCGACACAGUUGAUUACUCUGUUCUGUUAAAGCGCCUGGAAAACUGGGUCGACCUUUCUGGUGCAGCACUUAACUGGUUUAAAUUCUACUUAAAGGACAGAGACUUCCCUGUGUCAGAGGGUAACUUUACAUCACAGACCACAAAAAUCACAUGCGAGGUUCCCCAAGGGUCCAUCU
Fundulus heteroclitus (mummichog) is the source of this 1406-nucleotide messenger RNA. RefSeq lists its product as uncharacterized. NCBI's taxonomy places the organism in Eukaryota, Metazoa, Chordata, Actinopteri, Cyprinodontiformes, Fundulidae. The coding region runs from base 66 to 683 and encodes 205 amino acids. The record is from RefSeq and is a predicted model, not a curated record. The transcript has 6 exons.